UGGUUAUAGUUAGUUAGUGCAGCUCAUAAUCGAUGCCCAUGUCGCCUAUAUAUCCGAGGCCGUCACACCCCAUCACAUGACCACAACUGCAAACGUUCCCCUGCUCCUCACUUCUCUUCUGCUCCUGCUCUGCUUCACUUACAUAUCGGUGCUCUGCGAGAUCGUCCUGCUGGCCAUGGUGGGGGUCACGGUGCCUAUCUCCGUGGACACGAUCCCGCUGGUGAAAUGUGCACAUGCCGCGGCGGCCGCGGUGCCGAGCGUCGACCUGUCGGCGCCGGACGCGGGGGCUGCCGUGGCGGCCGCGUGCCGCCGCGUGGGCUUCUUCAGGGCGACCAACCACGGCGUGCCGGCGGCCCUGACCGACGCGCUGGAGGCCCGCGCCGAGGCCUUCUUCGCGCUGCCGCACGAGGACAAGCUGGAGGCGUCGGCGCGGCCCUUCGGCUACGGCAGCAAGAGCAUCGGCUGCAACGGCGACGUGGGCUGGCUCGAGUACAUCCUUCUCUCCGUCGGGUCCGGCUCCGUCGCCGCCGCCUGCCUGCCGCCGUCGCUCCGGGCGGCGCUGGAGGAGUACACGGACGCGGUCCGCGAGGUGGGAGCGCGGGUGCUGGAGCUGAUGGCGGACGGUCUCGGCGUGGCGGAGGAGCACCGCGGCGUGCUGCGGCAGAUGGCGGAGGCGGACGGAGCCGACGAGAUGGUGCGCGUAAACCACUACCCGCCGUGCCCCUGCCCCCUGGCAGCUGGGCAGCGCGGCGUGACGGGGUUCGGGGAGCACACGGACCCGCAGAUCAUCUCCGUGCUCAGGUCCAACCGCACCGGGGGCCUCCAGAUCGCGCUCCCGGACGGCCGCUGGGUACCCGUGGCCCCCGACCCCGAUUCCCUCUUCGUCAAUGUCGGGGACUCCCUCCAGGUGCUGACGAACGGGCGGUUCCGGAGCGUGAAGCACCGGGUGGUGGCGCCGGCGGAGGGGCAGCAGCCGCGGCUGUCGGUGAUCUACUUCGGCGGGCCGGCGCCGACGCAGCGGAUCGCGCCGCUGCCGGAGCUGAUGCGGGAAGGGGAGCAGAGCCUGUACAGGGACUUCACCUGGGCCGAGUACAAGAAGGCCGCCUACAAGUCCCGCCUCGGCGACCACCGCCUAGGCCCAUUCGAGCUCCCCGCCGCCGAAGAACCCACCAGCUCCGACAAGCACUGCGGCAGCAACGCCGUCCAGCUGCCGGCGCCGGCGCCCCUUCACGUGGCACGAGUGCACUAGCUAGCUUAGUACUCCUUAAUUAGUAGUGAUCUUUUUUGUGCAUGUUUAAUCAAUGUAAUCUAAUCUAUAUGCACCCAGACAUGGUACUACGUGGUAACUAAAAGUGGUAGUUGUUGUGA
Hordeum vulgare subsp. vulgare (domesticated barley) is the source of this 1368-nucleotide messenger RNA. RefSeq names its product gibberellin 2-beta-dioxygenase 3-like. Bases 77 to 1249 code for a protein of 390 amino acids. Gene Ontology annotation, biological process: gibberellin catabolic process; response to light stimulus. NCBI's taxonomy places the organism in Eukaryota, Viridiplantae, Streptophyta, Magnoliopsida, Poales, Poaceae. The record is from RefSeq and is a predicted model, not a curated record. The transcript is spliced from 2 exons.